AUGAGCCAUAUUGGCUCCGCCUCAACCAAUGAUGAUGAUGAGCAUUGGCUUGAUGUUGACGAUGCUACGUCGCUGCCAUCAAUAUCUUUAGAUGAGGCUCUAUUACAGAUCGAUCAAUUUGACGAUUCUCUGCUUUUGAACGAUCAACUCUAUGCUGAUGACGAUUCGACGCUCGGGGGCGAGAUCUUCAGCGGAAGAAGCUCGGCCGAUGCCUCCACGAACUUUCAAUACACGUUGGAAUGCCCACUCAGCUACAGUCAGUGUGACUCGAUCACUGCCGUGGUGCAAUCAGUCGAGUCUCAAUAUGGCCGUGCUCGCGCCCUCGCGUAUUGUAUCGAACGCUUGGCUUUGACGGAAGCACUUCUACAUUCGGUGAAAGGCGAAGAGCGCCUGGGCUCCGGCUCCUGUGCAGCGUUUUCCGAGGAUGGAAGUCAUCUAGCGAUCGGCUAUAGUAAGGGCGCUGUUCGGAUCAUCAACGCGUCUACCGGAUCCAGCGUUUAUAUUAUCCACGAGGCUGGCCAGCCGGGCCGCGGUAUCCUACAAACGGUAUUCUUAUCCAGACAACGAACUCUACUUGCACUGGAUUCUGGAGGAUCGGUCUUCGAAAUCCGACUCCGAAGGAAGAUAACUGGAAAACGGAAAGAAUUGAUAAACUGUAUAUUCUCUGGGUGCAAUGGAGAAGUUGUUUUUAUGCGCUACGUUCCGGUUCAUCACCUCCUCGUCCUCGUUACAUUGACAAAGGUGCUCGUCGUCUCUACGAACCACGGCGGCGCGGUGUUGUGCAGUGUUCAGUUAGAAGGCGCACCCGACGCUCCCCCGCAGUGUGAUUACUGGCUGGAGGGUCGUGAAUCCGUGCGCAUGUGCUUCGGCCGUGGCACCCAGCUCUUUGUCUAUCGUGUUUUCCCGGGCCGACUCGCGCUCAAGGGCGUAAAAUCUGCAGAGCUGAUUGCGAACAUCGAGACGUCAGUGCCGCUCAUCUCAUUCAGCUUCAUCUCCGAAUCGUUCAUUUGGUAUCUCGACGUCAAGGAGGCUCCUGGGGUGUACGACGUGAACACUAGGACCGCUUUACCCCAGCUCACGCCCCCAACACUCGAAAUCAUCUACGCGACGGCUGAUUUCAAGGCUUGUCGCUACAAUAUUGGAAAAUUUCUAUGCUCGGCGAUCCACAAGUUUGUCCUACUGAGUCCAAUCGAGCUGAUCGACAACUUUUUAUCGAGGAAAGACCACAUCUCUGCCUCACUUUAUGCUUUGGACAUCGUCAAGGGAAAAGUGAAGGCGGCGCGAAGCCAAAGCAUACGGUCAAAAGUCGAGAAGAAGCUGGACGAAAUCAUCUACCUUCUCGUAGAAUGGAUUAUGGAUGGUUUGCCAGGCGGGAAAGUGGCGGUCCUAGUAGCGCACUAUCGGAAAUACAUCGACCUGCUGCUAAAAGUUUGCCACCAGGCCGACCGCAUGGCCCUUUUUUAUACGAUUGGGUAUCCAAGAAUCGAACAAGACGGGCUGGCCCGCGCGGUGAUGUUCGAGCUGCUCGACGAGGCUGUCAUGGACGGGGCAUUGGUCGACCCGCCACCCUCUUUGGUCGCAGAUUACUUGCAAAACCUCCAAAAUGAAGGUCAUUUUGCGCAACUCCAAGCGGCCAUCGUUCGUCUCCCAAUCUACUGCAUCGAUAUACAUUGGGUAAUGUCGACGUGCCGUCAGAAUCGCCUCUUCGACGGCAUCAUAUACAUUUCCAACAAGGCGCUAUACGAUUUCGUUGGCCCGCUGGAGGAGCUGAUGACGAACGUGUCGCUAUUCUCGGAGCGCGAGCUGCGCGCAGACAGCGAAAUUGACAUAGGGAACAAGCUGAUGCUUUACCUCUAUUGUUGUCUGGCGGGUCAGGCAUAUCCAUUUGGUGAUCUCCCGCCAGAGCUCGUCGACAAGGUUCCCCUAGAGGUCUAUCGUUGCAUCACUUCAUUGCGGGGCAAAGAUGGCGUCGCUAGCGAAGAGAGAUACCCAUAUCUGCGGCAAUUGCUCCAAUUCGAUGCGCAGCAGUUCUUCCAUGUGCUUUGCCAAUGUGCCGGUGUUGCGCUGUUUUCAGCGGAGAAUCGGUUAGAACGGCUAUUGGAUAUCUUGUGCACCCUAUGCAUCGAGCUGUUGAACGAGCCGAUUCUGGAGCAGAUGCUGUUGUGCAUCGCUCACCUUGCCGCCAAUGCCCGCAUACUGCCACAGACGACGAAGCUUGAAGAGGCCGUCCAUGCCCUGCUGAUGAUGCCGACCCUCAGCGAGAGCGCCGAAACGGCUGUCGUUGAUGUGUUGCGCGCAGUGCCGGAAAUCCCGCUUCAACAUCCUCUACAAUUGGCGCAAAGAAGCCCGUUGAAGACGAAGACUUGUACCUAUAUUCUAUCGACAGAACGCCGUUUUAUCGAACUGAUCGACUGCUUCCUCCGCCAUGGCGCGCCAACGACCGAGCUGUUUUCCGUGAUCACCCGCUUCUUAUGCUACGAGUUGACCCCUGGCGAAUACAAGGACCUGACGACAUAUUUGAAGGAACACUUGGAGGAGCUAACCAGCCUAUCGCCAAAAGACGCUGCCGCCCUGGUCGUCGACCACUUCAUCGACCAUUUUGCCAGGCUUCGCCCAAUGCCCGGCGCGGAUCUACGCGAUUCGAUGGCGCAUUUCCCGCUGCUGAAGGAGUGCUUCCAGUUGAAACGUGAUCGUGGCGAACAUGCGAUGACGAUGGAUGAUGCGCUGGACGAAGAUCUCUUCUCCCUCACCUUCCACGGACUCAUCGAUGAGCACAACGAUUAUUCCGAAAAGCUGGACGCUAUCCUCACGGACUGGCUCCGUUACUGGCUGCCGCUCGGUUCGAGGAGCGACCGCUGCCUCAAUGCCGCAUCGGCCGUUGAGGCUACCGAAGCCUGUGUGCUGCUUCUAGAGGCGCGCGGCUUCAGCGGACGUGCAUUCGAGUUGCUGAAGCAGCGGCUGGUCGAGGAAUCGUCAAAGGUCGAGAUCAACGACGAGGCGCUUUUGCAACAGAUCGACCGUUGUGUCCAGUUCUGCAGCUGUCACGUUGAGGAGGCGAGGGCGGGAGGUUGGAUGCCGACGCUCUUCCGCCACGUUAUCGCGUUGACGCAGAAUCGGCAGAAUAAUAAUCUCGGGGUCCGUUCCCGAUUGCUGUCGAUGACGCGUCGUAUGCUGGAAUCCGAUACUUCGAUCGCCGUCGAACUUAUUACUGCUCUCUAUGAAGCACCUUUCUUUGCCGAAGCCAAAUAUGGUGAGAACGCCGCCCUUCUCGACUCUAUCCUGAUGGCCUGCUCGUAUCAAAAAGCUAUUCUCACCUCGCUGCACUCGUGCCAAGACGAGGAGAUGAGCGAUGCGAUGAUGAAAUUAUCCCAGCUGUCGACGAAGCGUUUGCCCCGACUGGCUGGCGGGCCAUGUAUCAAGUGUCGAGGGUCGAUCGACAAAGCUGCUUAUGUGUUUAGUUGUGGCCACCUGAUUCACAUGGAAUGCGACGAGAACGGCAGCCGGACGUGCCCUUGUGAAGCCCCCGGGGCCCCAAAGUAUCCCGAGACUCUUCCGGUGAUGCCACCUAACCGAGCUGUGGCCAAGCGAAAUGUCUUUGCCAACUGGAAUGAAGACCCUGAUUGUGCACCGCGGCCACGUAAUCUGCUGCGCGAAAAGCGAGGCCGACAACUU
Messenger RNA from Mesorhabditis spiculigera, 3672 nucleotides. Lineage: Eukaryota; Metazoa; Nematoda; Chromadorea; Rhabditida; Rhabditidae. The record is from the annotation of a GenBank genome assembly.